AUGUCUAGACGGAGCAAAACUCCAGCACCUGAACUAAACAAAAGAAUCUUUCACUACCUUAACAAAGUUCAAGGACUUGGCGUAAAAAAUAUAUAUCACGACUUAAGAGAGCACUCUGCAGCUUUAACAGAAAAAUCAAUCCGGCGUAUUUAUGAUUUCGAAAAAGAUCAACAGUCUUCUCCUCCCCGUCAAAAAAUUAAGGUAAAACCGCUAGAAAAAUUUAUUCCCCUCCCUCCUGACUAUAAAGCAGGAAGACUUAAACCGAUAACCCCUAUAAGGAGUUCUGAUGACAAAAACUUAAUUUUUCACUCGAGGUAUGGAAAACUGAUUAUCCCUAAUAAUGUGUAUUCUGAGGCUUCUAAAGGAUAUCUUUCUCAAGACAAAGUUAUUGAUGAUUUGAAGCUGAAAGAAACAAAUGAAAUCAAUAAUGUAAUGAAAAGACUUGCGGAUAGGCUUUAUCCGAAGCCAAAAUAUACACUGAAAAAGAAGGUUAAACAGAAAAUGCAGUCUGAGGAUGUAAAAAAUAGGCUUUAUUCAACACUGAAGCCAUUAUCUAUUACACCAAGUAAUAUGUCCCAUAAUUACGAUAAGUACGAUAAUAUUUUUGAGCUUGAUUUAUCAUCACAAACAAUCAUGUCAUCUAAGGAGCUGCUUGAGACUCCUGUAAGCAGGAUUAAAAGAAACACUUAAAUAGACUUAGAUCACUUAAUUUAACUCAGUUCGAAUUGUGUCUCAAGUUAUGAAGGACUAUAAGGUCUCUUUUCCUCAGUUUUGGUAUCUUCCCCCUGAUUGUACGUGCGACCUGUCGACAAAGGUCACGUCUUCUAGCCUCCAUGGAACUAUUUGAAGGCCCAGAAGUCUUGGGAAUGCUUGCGGCUUGGCGUGCUGCCUCACUCUCUGAUUAUCCUUUAGCACCUGCUCGGCCUGACUUUAUCGGUUAGUGGAAAGAGGUAAAAUAGAUUGAGUGCAGGAUGCGAAGUAAGAAAACCUUUGCCAUUUCUUCCCUAUCAGACAGAAUUGCACGCGUAAAAACCCAACCCUAUAAUCAUAAAAGUUGGGCGAGGGAGAGAAAUUCACGGAGUGAAUUCUCCUCUCAUCCGAGGCCAUUUUUAUUACUGUAAUUAAAAGAAAACACACAUAGGAUUAACUGGGAUUUUAAGCUCUUAUAA
Molecule: messenger RNA, 1169 nt
Organism: Blepharisma stoltei
Lineage: Eukaryota; Ciliophora; Heterotrichea; Heterotrichida; Blepharismidae
Source: the annotation of a GenBank genome assembly